This is a messenger RNA of Parastagonospora nodorum SN15, 114 nucleotides long. RefSeq lists its product as hypothetical. The record is from RefSeq and is a predicted model, not a curated record. Bases 1 to 114 code for a protein of 37 amino acids. Lineage: Eukaryota; Fungi; Ascomycota; Dothideomycetes; Pleosporales; Phaeosphaeriaceae. The transcript is spliced from 2 exons.
AUGACGAUUCUCGAAUGGAAACCGCGGGAUACAAACACGCAGCGAUGCGGGAUUACCGGCCGUCAAGCCACACAGAAGAAGCAAUGGGGUAUGCAGGCCUGCAUAUACCAGUGA